AGAUAAUAAUUCUAAAAAAGUUAAAAAGAUAAUCUUUGAUAAGCCCGGACUUUGGUGAAGGGUUUGACAGUUUCCCCUGUUUUUGUGCCCUCGGCGCCGGGCUCCGCCGCUUCCUCCGCCGGCCGUUGCCACCCUAAUAAAUCUCGCGACUUCGCCCAACUCCGGCAAAACCAUCUUGUGCUGGUCGGCGCGAAGGAGGGAGGGAGGGAGGGGAGAGAGGAUGGCCGCGCACGACGGCGGCCCAGAUCUGCCCGCCAACGCCCCUGUCGACGGCGACGCGGACGCCGGCGGGCCGUACAUCCCCGCGGAGCUGAUCCCGGACAUCGCGAAGCACCUGACGAGCCUGCACGACUUCUUCGCCCUCCGCGCCGGCUGCCGCGCCUAUCGCGCCGCCCUGCCCAAGUGCCGGGCCCUGCUCGCGCUCCAGCCGCCGCACCUCCUCGUGCCCCACACCGCCGACCCCUCGCUGCCCCUCUUCAAGCUCCUCGAGCCCGGCUGCGCCGCCUUCUCGCUCGCCCUCUUCCACACCCCCGACCGCCGCCUCCUCCGCUUCCGCGCCCGCCUCCCCUUCUCCAGGGACGUCGGCGUCCUCACCUCCGACGGCGCCCGCGUCGCCGCCGUCGACGGCGCCACCGGCGAGAUCCUCGUCAACGACAUCUUCUCCGGCGCGCAGGCCCGCCUCCCCAAGCCCCCGCUGGCCUACAGCCGCCUCAUCCUCAGCGGCGGCUACGUCUUCGCCCCGGCCAUGGACCGCACGGAGAUCCAGUACUGCAGCCUCUGGUACGCCCACUGGGGCGUCGCGUCCUACGGCGGCUAUUCCGAGAUCCAUGACUGGCGCAUCGUCAACGGCGCCCUCUACGGGCUCCUCCCCUCCUGCGGGCUCGUCAUGGCCUCGCUCCCCAAGGACAACACAAUGGAACUGUGGAUGCUUGGAGGCGAAUUCGACGAGGACCUUGAAGAGACUCUCAAGGAGACCGUAGGCGGAUCAGUGCUGGGGGAGUGCGGCGGCCAGCCCCUGCUUAUCUGCAAGGUGGGCCGCAUCGAUCGGGAAUACAAGGUUUUCCUGUGGGACGCCAAUGAGUGCAAGUGGGUGAGGACAAUGAGCCUUGGAGGGCGGACGCUGUUUAUUGGCUACGACGAUUUCGUCGCGUGCCUUGGUCCAGAUGUUCCAGGGAUCCGUCCCGACUGUGUGUAUGGAUCAUUGCCAUGGAGUGGGGGAUGGAGCGAGUAUUCUCUGGUUGAUGGGACCUGUAAAUGCUUCACUGCACAGUAUCCAGGUGAACCAGGGGUUGGUUUCGGGAGGCCGCAGGUUUGGGUGCUUCCAAGCUUGUUCUGCAACUAUUGAGGUUUGAAGGAAUCGUGCACCAACAAGGAACGUGAUUAUGAUAAAGUCUCAUUGCCAUUAGCUUAUGUUUGCUGUUUCAGCGCAAUAUUGGAGAAAUAACUUGGCAAGAAGCUUGUCUCUGCGGUCUGCUGUUAACUGUAGUCGCCCUAUUGUGAAGCCGAAGUGGAGUUCUUGCAUAUAGCCAAGCCUUGGUGCAAUGUGCUUGAAUUGAAAAUUAGAGUCAUGCUAAGUUUAUUGUUUCUUUAAAUACUUUUACCAUAGCGAUGGGUUUGGUUUGCCUCCAAGGAUCAAAGAUUAACAAUAUGGUUAACUAUUAUGUUUUUGGUGUUA
Molecule: messenger RNA, 1675 nt
Organism: Hordeum vulgare subsp. vulgare (domesticated barley)
Lineage: Eukaryota; Viridiplantae; Streptophyta; Magnoliopsida; Poales; Poaceae
Exons: 2
Coding region: 221-1345 (374 amino acids)
Source: RefSeq, a predicted model, not a curated record